AUGGCAAAGGAGGCAGUGCUGUGGAAUGAUGUCGAAGUAAAUGUUGGCUGGGGAACUCUUCGUGGCAAGACAUGCGUAGUUGAUGGUACAGGGCUUGAUAAUGAUAAUGGUUUGCAUGUUGUAGGCUUGCAUGGGUGGUUGGAUAAUUGCAACACAUUUGAUAACUUAGUUCCCUUGUUGCCUUCUAAAACUAAAGUCUUAGUGUUAGAUUUUCCUGGUCAUGGAUGGUCAGAUCAUCUCCCUCUUGGGGCUCAUUACAACCCAUUUGUUUAUGCUUUUAAUAUAAAAACAGCAGUGCUUAAACUUGGUUGGAAAAAAUUUAUACUAAUGGGACAUAGCAUGGGAGGUGCUGUUUCAUGUGUUUUCACUGCAAUUUUUCCAGAACUUGUAAGUGCUUUGAUCAUCUUUGAUUAUGUUGCUCCACAGUCAACAAGGGGAUUUAUAGAACAGUGCCAGAUCUAUGCUGAAGAUCUUCUUAAAUCAGAGAAACUUGCCCUUGAGCCUCCUCUGGUAUAUUCUGAAAAAGAAGCCAUAGAUCGCUUAAUAGCUGCUCGUGUCUUCGGUUACAGUGAUGAUGCGACUAUUGAUAAAGAAGCGGCGCAAAUUUUACUUCCUAGGUCAGCUCAAGAAGUUAGUAAUGGAUAUGUUUGGAGUCAUGAUCGAAAAGCAAGACCAACAUUUUUGGUUUUUAUUAGUGGGAAAAAAUGGAUAGAAAUAAUAUCAGCAAUUAAAUGUCCAGUCUUAUUGAUCCAAGCAACAAGAGGCACAAAUAUGUUUCAGAUAGAAUCUUUGAAUAAAAUUUAUGAAGUUUACAGAAGAAAUGCCCAGUGGUUUAGUGUUGAAAUAGUUGAAGGCUGCCAUCAUGUCCAUUUAACAGAACCAAGCCAUGUUGCUCCAUCAGUAACUCAUUUUUUGGAAAAAGUAGCUAACAGGAAGCAGCCAAUUCAAGCCAGACUAUAGGGACCAAAUUUACAUGCUUUCUGUUGCCAAAGGCAGUUUUUAUCAGAUCAGGUAGUGAAAGUCUCAGAAAACCAUAUUCAUUACCUUGAGGCCAGUUUUAUUGUGUACAUAGUACGGUAAUUAUUUAUCAAAGAAAUGUAUUGUAGUGAUGGUGACAACUGAAGAAUUGAAAAAUCAAGAGAGUAAUAUUUUUCAGGUAGACUUAAACACUGCCUGGAAUUGAACUUUACCUAUUCAUUUUAGUUACACUGCCAUCUUUGCUUUAUGUAUGAAGUAUGUAUUCAUCAUAUUUCUCUUUGCAUGCAAAUCAGGUUCUAAAAUUUGUGAUCUUGCUGAGAACUUGAGAACUGACUUGCUUUGGGUCUAAAAAUGUUCCCAUAGGGCUUACUAGCAGAAUCCACAUUUUUAUUUUUGUAUAUAAUAUUAUUCAGAUGAUAGUAAUUACAUGUUCUCAAUAUCACUUGUCAUAAUUAUGCCUGUAUAUCAGCAUUCAUAGUGUUAAUGCGUCAGAAAAACAUUUAUAUCUAACAUGUGAAGUUCAUCAAACUUUUUAGCUCUAGCAUUUGGAGCUGCUGCUUCAUAGUACCAAAUGUAUCUUGCAUAUAUAGGAGCCAGUGGCAGAUUUAUGGGGUUACCUGGUCACGUGAAUAUUGAGAAAAUGUCUGUCAGGGGUAGUGCAUUUGAGAUUGAUGUGGCAAUAUCUUAAAUUAAAUUAGGUUUUUGUAUAUGAGACAUACCCAUUAAUUAUAUAGCUAUAGUUUCCAAUGUAUGGCAGCCUAUUUCAAAUUUUGUGGGUAGAGCUUCGAUUGUUCAUUGUAGAUAUACAGUCCCGUCCCCCAACGGCAAUACUAGGAACAACUUUGCAAAGCACUUCAUUCUGUUUCCUGCCACGCUUGACUUAAACAUCGAGUGCUUACAGCAGCUUGUCCUUAUUUUCCGGUUACACAACCACCGGAACACAUUCGUAGCCUUCGAGCAGGAUGAGUCUUGUCCUUUAUUUAUUUAAUUCAGAUGAUCAUCAAGCUGGAUAUUUGUAUUCUCCAGGAAUAGUAUUUGAAUGUAACUCCAUUCAAUUAGGACUAAUACUUUUGCAUAUAAAAUUUACUUACCAGGCUUAUGCUAUGUGCAAGUCGUCGGUUAAUAAUUGCCUUAAGUAAUCAUGAUUUUACAUCAUUCCUUUAGGCAAAGCUUUUGUGUUUAGAUUUUGUUUAUCAGCCAUUGGUCAUUAGCCUGAAACUGGUAAAUAAUUACCUUAAAAUAAUUCUCGAAUGUUAUUCCAUUCUUGUAUCUUAGAACCUUUGCAUUUAUUAUUUACUUACCGGCUACGUGCAUGUCGCUGGUUUAUAAUUACCUUUAAAAGUAAUUUGUGAAGGUUACAUAAUUCCUUUAGGUUAAACCUUGCUUUUAGGAUUUUGCUUACCAGCCAUAGGCUAUUAGAGUCGCAAGCCGUUGGUAAAUAUAGAUACCUUAAAGUAAUUUGUGAAAGUGUGGAGGUUGAAAGUAUUAAGGAGAGAAUGAUGUUAAUGUUUGGCUACGGGGAACUUUGGGAGAGAAGGCUUACAUGGCCUCAGCGUAUGGAGGUAUAUCCUGGCGUCACGCAAUUGUGAAUGUUUCACAUUUUAGUCAAUAGCCUUGAGCUCACUUGGUGCACUGUACCACAGUGGCCACUCAAGUCAGUUAGACUAGAGCACAGGCCACUUGAGUCAAUUAGCGGGACACGUACAUAAUUGGUUACUGAUAUAUAUAUAUACUAGUAUAAUAUAUAUAUGUAUAUGUAUAUAUAGGAGGGUACAUUAUUUUAUAAUACAUACAUACAUCUGAAUACAUGAAAUGCAAUUUCAUAUUUUUGUAAAUAUUUGUUUUAUUCAUUUAUCACUAAUUGGAGGAUAAAAGCAGUGUUUUUACAGUAUACUAGAGUCCAAUUGGCUUUUAUACUUAAUGCAAAAAUGACUUGUUGAUAUAAAAUUAUUAUUAUUUUGGAGUUAUGCAUACAUUUACAUUAUGUUUAAAUGCAUGUCUGAGUAUGUGAAAGGCUGAUGUAUUCAUACAUUAUGAAUGUUGCAGGCCUAGAUACCAGAAUUCCACAUAGUGAUAUAUAUAAAGUAUGUAGUUAGUAAUUGAUUAUUUAUCAAUUAUUUUCAUGAAAGUAAUCAGUAACUGAGAUUACCAGAUGCGCCGGUAUCUCACCUCCCGCCUGUGGUCUGCCGACUUCCUCUACCUCUCAAACCUAAUGCCAAUUCUCUCCCAUUACUCCUCCGAUCUUUAUCAUUUGCACCUGCACCUGGCUCCAUCGCUUCCUUCCCAUGCCUUUGCCAGCUUUUAUUUCGAUUAUAUCAUGGAUUACCAAUGUAACAGUGAAGUGUUGUGCAGUGGGGGAGGUGGCUGCUUGUCCCUCGAUUCUCCUAGACAAAGUCACUGUCCCGCUCCCCAGCACCUGGGAGAAGACGUACAGGAGGUCCAAGGGAGGUCGGGGGUAGUCACUCCCUCAGUCGAACCUGUUGCUUGUAGGUCCCAGGUAUCAACAGACAGCUGCUGGAAAGGUGUCUUUCUGGAUGUGUGUUAGAGGAGGUGACUAUCUGCCCCCUCAGAUCUCCUAGACUUGAAGUCACUGUCCUGCUCCUUCUCACGGCUAAGAACAGCCUAGGAGAGGACACACUGGUAGUCGAAGGGAGUGCGAGGGGGUUACCCCUGGUAGUUGCCCCCUUGGUUGAACCUGUAGCUUUUCCCAGGUAUCAGUAGGCAGCCAUUGAAAAGGCUUCUUGUUGGAUGUGUAGUGAGGAGGGGUUCUCCCCCCUCAGUCAAACUUGUCGUGAGUUUAUAGGUUUCGACCGAAUGCGGUUGGAAAGGCGUAUCUUAGUGUACAGUUGACGUCUUAUUCCAGUGGUUCGUCACCUAAUAGAUCACGGCAGAUGGUGUGAUUCCUUGGGCUCUCGAUCUCUGAAGAGGUAUUAUUCAGUCGAUGAAGCCUCGUUCCCUUGCAGUAAUAUUCAUCUGACUCUCAAUCGAUUUUUGACUCAUGACUUGGCUUUUUCAACUCACAAUCAAUGUUCUGCUCGUGUCUCAGCUGAUCCAACUCUGUCUAUUUUCGAUUCUCAACUCGGCUGAUUCGAUUCACAAUUGGUGUUCGUCUUGUGACUCAGCUGAUUCGACUGAAGGGAGUCUGAUGGGGGUUUUUUCCCCUCGGUCAAACUUGUCAUACUUUAUUAGGUUUUGAAUGAAUGCUGCUGUUUAGUGAGUGGUGCUCAGUAGGCAUCAGAUUAAAGGAAGGUUACUUAUUUUACUUGAUUAGUAUUAUAUUCAAUGCCCUGUGCUAGCACCUAGAUGUUGGAAGCAUCGUAAGCGACCUUCUGCUUCCGAUAGCCAGUCCUCUCUCAGGUGUUCGCAUCCAGGUGUGUCGACUCCCUCACCUUCACAAUUCUCUAUGCUCUUAAAGGUGGAGAUACAGACUUCUUGUCCGCUGAAGAGGAAGUGAAUUAGAAUUCUGCUCCUGCAUUUGUAUAUUUGAGCCUUCUCAAAUACUUUUGUCCUAGAUGCUCAUCAGAAUAGUACCAGUUCUCAUGAUGAGCACCAGGUAUUAGCACCUAGCCACUCGAAUCUCUCUCAUAUUGGGCGUUUUUUUUUUCAAGCAUCAGUCCCCGUACAGGCGCUCAGCACCAUCUGAGGCGCCCAAUCCCUUGCCUCAGCUCGCUUGGCGUUUUCCACUCCUCACCUCGUUCAUCUUCUUCAACACUAGGGAAUCUUUCGUUAACCACCAUUCGAACAGGAAGUUUCGAUCACUCAGACAUGUGGCGAGAAGUGGCAAGUUCUCGCAAACUUUUGGCGCAGUCGGCUCUACUUGCUGAGUUUGGAGAGUCAGGGGGUACAGUGUGCCUGGAGCACCCACCACUCUCAGUGGAUGGGGCUUGACUUUAUUUCAGUGUAAGUCUCAGUGUUUUCUGGUUGUUUUAUUUUGGUGCUACGCCCAAGGCAAGGGCAGGCACUUAUCAUACUUUGCUAGCCAUAGGAGCAUUCCCGUGGAUGCAAGGUUUCCCCUAAGUAGGAAGCAACCCAUGGCUCUACUGCCACACCACUACGAGUUAAGAUGAGUGCCAACCAGAGGCAGUGUUCAUCUGCAUAGCUCUCUUAACUAAUAGGAAUGACAAGCGUUGUUUUUUCAAUGCUAGCAACUUUUCUAUUUUCAAAUAAUGCUUUGGAGUAGAAUAUGUCCAUGAACCACUUCCUUUCAAUGUGGAGUCAGCUAUAUAAUUACUGGGUAAGUCUCAUAUACAAAAAUGAUAUUUUGAUAAUAGAAUAAGGUUUUGUAUAUACUUAGACAGUAAUUAUAUGAUCAGAGCCCACCUGCCUCCCCUCUGAUGGACAUUAUGCAUGAAACAGAAUGAAGUAAUUUGCUAAGUUGCUCCUAGUAUUGCCGUUGGGGGACAGUGCUUUAUCUACACUGAACAAUCGAAGCACUAUCUGUGAAACUUGAAUUAGGCUGCCAUACGUUGGAAACUAUAGCUAUAUAAUGACUGGGUAGUACAUACAAAACCUUAUUUUGUUAUAAUAUCAUAUUUUAUAGUAAGCUGCCUCCAGUAUUGAUAAUGCAUAGUACAGAAAGCCUUGCCAGAUUUCAUUGGUAUAGAAUCUUUUAGCUCAUGAGGGUGGUGAUUAAUAACCUCAUCAAAUUUUAAGGGGAGGGGAAAAGUAGAACUGAAGAUACAUUAGUAGUAUCAUUUUCUAGAUUGGACACAAACUAUGGUAAUUUCAGAAUAUUUUUUUUUUAUUUUGUUUAGCUUUUUCUGAUCUUUUGCAUGUUUUUUAUGCUCUUAUAUUUUUCUGUGAUGGAAGGUAUUCAUUUGUGUUUAAUGACAAGUCAUAUUUUAUAUGAACCUGUGGGAUGGGUGGCUUAGAAAUUAUGUUAAUGCCAUUUGAUUUAGUAUCUGCUACAUAUUUCUCAUUACUAAUUGCUUGUUAUUGGUAAUUCAGUACUACUUGGUCUUUAUGCCUUGACCAGGAAAAUUGGUAUUCCUUAAAGUAAUGGUUUGUGUUUGUAAAAUAGAUUAUUUUUAUAUUGUUUAUCUUUACGUAUUGUGCAGAAUAAUUAAGUUUUUGUCUUUUUUGUUAAAUUGUACCAUAUUUGUUUAUGUGAUAUGCACAAAUGAGUGAAAUGUUAGCUUAAAGCAAAUUAAAAAAGAAACAAAGUUGGA
Molecule: messenger RNA, 6146 nt
Organism: Macrobrachium nipponense
Lineage: Eukaryota; Metazoa; Arthropoda; Malacostraca; Decapoda; Palaemonidae
Product: serine hydrolase-like protein
Exons: 1
Coding region: 1-960 (319 amino acids)
Source: RefSeq, a predicted model, not a curated record